CGGAGGCCCCGGCCCGGGGCGCGUGGCCGCCGUGCUGGGUCAGGCUCGCCUGCUCCGAGCCAUUGACCCGGGCCGUUGGUGGACGGUGGCUCUCCGUGAAAUGCCCACGUCACCCGAGUACUCGGAGCCGGGCGAUGCUUGGGCGCUGGCCGUGGGGCCGGCACGGUUUUCGGGACCACUGCACAGAGCAUGGAGAAUGAUGAACUUCCGCCAGCGGAUGGGAUGGGUUGGAGUGGGACUGUACCUGCUGGCCAGCGCAGCCGCCUUUUACUACGUCUUUGAAAUCAACGAGACCUACAACAGGCUGGCCCUGGAGCACAUCCAGCAGCACCCGGAGGAGCCCCUCGGAGGAGCCACGUGGACACACUCCUUGAAGGCGCGGUUGCUCUCCCUGCCUUUCUGGCUGUGGACAGUUAUUUUUCUGAUCCCUUACUUACAGAUGUUUUUGUUUCUUUACUCCUGCACGAGAGCUGACCCCAAGACUGUGGGUUACUGCAUCAUCCCGGUCUGCCUGGCAGUGCUGUGCAAUCGGCACCAGGCGUUUGUCAAAGCGUCGAACCAGAUCAGCAGGCUGCAGUUGAUCGACACGUGAACUGGGCGCUCACUGGCCCAGGAAGCUGCGCUGGGCGGAGGCUGUGCAGCAGUGUGACUGCAGCCUGACACAGGACAACACAAUCAUGCUGAUGACUUCAGACUCUGGAAGUAAAAUUGUGUCUGUUAUUUGCAUUCUUUAGAAACUUGAACUGAGAUUUCUAUUCUGUACAACAAAAGUGAUGACUCAAAAUUUUCCUUUAGGGAGGAAAAAUGAAUAUGAACAUUUCCAUUGUGUUAAGUGUGUAAAGGUCCAAACAUGGUCAUAAAAUUUAAAUUUUAUACAA
Molecule: messenger RNA, 878 nt
Organism: Ochotona curzoniae (black-lipped pika)
Lineage: Eukaryota; Metazoa; Chordata; Mammalia; Lagomorpha; Ochotonidae
Gene: LYSET
Product: transmembrane protein 251
Exons: 2
Coding region: 101-592 (163 amino acids)
Source: RefSeq, a predicted model, not a curated record